AUGCACCGUUUGAUAUCAUUCAAUGUUGGCAUUCUCAACUUUCUUGCCGCCAAGAUUCCAUUGGAAAAUACCUUCAGUACUGCCUUAGCGUCUUCGUUGAUUCCUCCGGUACGUCUGCUAGGCAGACGCAUGGACUCUGACAUGGAUAGAACUCCCCUCCUUCACACCCGAGUCUCCGCUUCCGUUCCCGUUUCCGCCCCCGUUCUUGCCCUCGUCAGAGGCAAAGGUGUCCGAGCACUUGAGGUGACCACACCGUCCACACGCACUGACUACGAGACCGAUGUAGUGGCGAACUAG
This is a messenger RNA of Penicillium verhagenii, 297 nucleotides long. RefSeq lists its product as uncharacterized. The record is from RefSeq and is a predicted model, not a curated record. Lineage: Eukaryota; Fungi; Ascomycota; Eurotiomycetes; Eurotiales; Aspergillaceae. The transcript is spliced from 2 exons. The coding region runs from base 1 to 297 and encodes 98 amino acids.